Molecule: messenger RNA, 1330 nt
Organism: Macadamia integrifolia
Lineage: Eukaryota; Viridiplantae; Streptophyta; Magnoliopsida; Proteales; Proteaceae
Product: beta-hexosaminidase 2-like
Exons: 2
Coding region: 1-1143 (380 amino acids)
Biological process (GO): carbohydrate metabolic process; glycosaminoglycan metabolic process
Cellular component (GO): membrane
Molecular function (GO): beta-N-acetylhexosaminidase activity
Source: RefSeq, a predicted model, not a curated record
AUGAAGGGCCUCCAGGCAGAUCGAGAUUCAGAAUUAGGUUACGAUUUACCGGAGAAGUGGAGAACUAGGGCAGAAUUUGGAGUUGAUUCCUCAUUGAUUGGGGCCUUGCAGCGGAGUGCCGCCGACAGAUUGAGAUCCAGAGUUCGAUUACAAUUUACGAAUAUAUGGACUGCAGGGCAUACUGGAUCAUGGGCUGAAGCUUAUCCAGAGAUUGUAACUUGUGCAAACAUGUUCUGGUCUCCGCCGGGCACUGCAUAUGCCGAUCGUCUCGCAUCCGAACCAGGAACUGGCCAGCUUAACCCUUUAAACCCCAAGACCUACCAAGUCCUUAAGAAUGUUAUCCAUGAUGUUGCAGCUUUAUUCCCAGAACCUUUCUAUCAUGGAGGAGGAGAUGAAAUAGUCCCUGGGUGUUGGAAAGCUGACCCAUCCAUCCAAAACUACUUAUCCCAAGGUGGAAACCUUAACCAACUUCUACAAACCUUCAUAAAUUCAACCCUUCCUUACAUUUCUUCUCUAAAUCGCACUGUAGUGUAUUGGGAAGAUGUCUUGUUAGAUGCUACUGUGAAUGUAAGUGCCUCAGUUCUUCCUACAGAGAAAGUUAUUUUGCAGACAUGGAACAAUGGCCCAAACAAUACUCACCGUCUUGUCUCCGCCGGGUACCGAGUGAUUGUGUCGUCGGCUGAUUUCUACUACUUGGAUUGUGGCCAUGGUGGGUGGCUGGGGAAUGAUAGUAGAUAUGAUCUUCAAGUGGGAGAUCUUCCAAGACAACCUUUUAACUAUGCUGGUGGUAAUGGUGGUUCAUGGUGUGAUCCAUUUAAGACUUGGCAAAGGGUAUAUGAUUAUGAUAUAACUUAUGGAUUGAAUGAGACACAGGCUAAGUUGGUUUUAGGAGGAGAGGUUGCACUUUGGUCAGAACAAGCUGAUUCUACUGUGUUGGAUGCAAAGAUAUGGCCUAGAGCUUCUGCUUUGGCUGAAACUAUGUGGUCUGGAAAUAGAGAUGUGACAGGGAAGAAGAGGAAUGCAGAGGCAAUUAAUAGGUUGAAUGAGUGGCGUUAUCGGAUGGUCUCUAGAGGGAUUGGAGCUGAACCAUUGCAGCCCUUGUGGUGUAUUACUCGUCCAGCCAUGUGUAAUCUUGAUCAGUGAUUUUGGUUUUGGAUAACAUUUUCCAUUUUUUUUUCUUGGGGUUGGGAACAACAAAAUUUAAGUGAAAAUUGAAAAUGGAAAAAACAAAGGGAGCAAAAUAAAAAAAUUAGUCUUGUAAUUUUUUUUUUCUUUUUCCAAAAGGCAGAAGGAAAAAGUAAAGACUGAGUCUCUUUUAAAUUAUGGGUAA